AUGACUUCUGAGGAAGUCGAUAUCGACCCUGACCAGCUCUUAGAGCUGUUCGAAGUUCUGAAAACAAAUGACCCGCAGAAAAAGAGAGCCUUUCCAGAUGUCUUCUACACUAGUGGGCACUGGUCCGGUCGAGUUCGACCCAAAUACUUCAACCUUGCGCUCAUGGCUAAUUUCAACUCUGUGCGUUAUGUUUCUGACGAAGUUCUCGAUGAGCUAAUUCCCGAAUGGAGAAAAUACAUGAACGGAAAGUCCUUUCCCUCGAACGCAAAAGCUCACGAGGCCACUUUCCGUGCCUGGUGUAUCCGUGAGCGAAUGCAGUAUGAGGCCAACGGAGUGCCUUUCCCGCAGCCAUUACCGACUUCGACCUCGAACAAUCGGCGCGCUACGACUACUGCUGCUCCCCCAAGUGCCAGAACAUCUCAGGGCGGCACACGGCCUUCCAUCACAAUGGGACAACAGAGUCAAGCCAUGAACGUUAGAAGUAUGAAUGCUCAAGUCAUGAGUGUCACAGCCAUGAACCCUCCAGUCAGGACCCUGCCCGCCAUGAAUCCUACACCCAUGAACCCUUCAGCCAGGACCCUUCCACCCAUGAUCACUCCAAUCAUGAAUCUCUCAGCCACGAACCCGUCAGCCAGAAACCCUGCAGCCAUGACCGCUCCAGCCAUCAACCCCUCAGCCACGAACCCUCAAGAUUUGCAAGCUGUCGCUCUCAGAUUAGAGCAACUUGGCAGAAACACCCAUCAAUACGCCAAUCAACUACGCGAAUAUGGCCAGCGUGAACUCCGUGUCGCCCAACUGUUGCUAGAAGCCAGUUGCAUACGUCGGUAG
Messenger RNA from Penicillium brasilianum, 828 nucleotides. Lineage: Eukaryota; Fungi; Ascomycota; Eurotiomycetes; Eurotiales; Aspergillaceae. The record is from the annotation of a GenBank genome assembly.